Molecule: messenger RNA, 759 nt
Organism: Zasmidium cellare ATCC 36951
Lineage: Eukaryota; Fungi; Ascomycota; Dothideomycetes; Mycosphaerellales; Mycosphaerellaceae
Exons: 3
Coding region: 1-759 (252 amino acids)
Molecular function (GO): oxidoreductase activity
Source: RefSeq, a predicted model, not a curated record
AUGAGCGUGCAAAAGGUUGCGUUGAUCACGGCGGGCACCGCAGGCCUGGGCGCUGCCAUUGCUCGCGUGCUUGCGCCUGAAUUUCGUCUGGCGAUCAACUACGCCAAUAACCAAUCAAGGGCAAGAGCCCUGAUAGAAGAACUUGAGAAGAUCCCAAGCACAACAGCAUCGGAAUCGCCUCGAUUUGAACCGAUUCAGGCUGACGUGGGAGAUCGUGCGGCGAUUCAGGAGCUGGUCAGGCAAACUGUGGCCAAGUUUGGCCGUAUCGACGUGGUCAUCUCCAACGCAGGCUGGACUCGCAUCACCAAUUUCACCAAUCUCGAAGAGGGUAUGAUAGAUGAGGACUGGGACCGGUGUUUUCUCUACAAUGUCAAAGCACAUCUCUGGCUGAUGCAUGCUGCCAAGCCAGAGUUGGAAAAGACAGAGGGCGCCUUCAUAAACACCGCCAGUAUCGCAGGCGUAAAGCCUGGAGGCAGCUCAUUGCCUUAUGCCGUAACAAAAGCCGCCUCGAUCCACCUCGCAAAGUCCCUGGCGGUUAUUUGUGCACCCAAGAUACGUGUCAACACGGUCAGCCCGGGGCUGCUACUCACUGAAUGGGGCAUGAAGUUUCCCGAGUCGAAGAGAGAAGCUGCAACAAAGGCUACGAAGCUGAAACGAUUGGCGACAGUCGAGGACGUGGCGGCACUUGUAAACACCUUGGCCUUAAACCAAAGCAUGACUGGACAGAACGUCCUUCUAGACAGCGGCUCAAAUCUGUAG